This is a messenger RNA of Porites evermanni, 9900 nucleotides long. The record is from the annotation of a GenBank genome assembly. Lineage: Eukaryota; Metazoa; Cnidaria; Anthozoa; Scleractinia; Poritidae.
AUGUUUCCCCUUCGUGUUUCACUAUCUGGAUUUGUGCAUUGCUUUUUGCGAGUCCUUUGCUUCACUAUUCUGGUAUUGGGCGAAGUUGACAAAGCUUUCGUCAAUGUUAUUGUCCAAAGCGAAGAUGGGCAAAACAGCCCAUUUGCGAACAUCGUCGGCAAAUUUGCAAGAGUUGGAGCUAUAAAACAAGUAGAAGGAGAGCUAAUAGAGGUGAAAAUAAUUUCGCAAAACCCUUCAGCAACACUUUUAUGACGUAACUAAGACAGCAUUUUAAUGCAAGCGAUAUAAUUUUGAAGACCUUCUGUAUGUUGAUAAAACUGGAACCCUCUCCCAUAACGAAGUCCUCGGCAUAAAGAACGAUUUUGUUGACCCCAGUAAUAAGACCUUGAAGACCUUCUGUAUGUUGAUAAAACUGGAACCCUCUCCCAUAACGAAGUCCUCGGCAUAAAGAACGAUUUUGUUGACCUCAGUAAUAGCAUAAUAUAUGGAAACGAACCUCGCUAUAGCGAACAAAUUUUGCCAGUCCCUUGGCACUCCAUUAUAUCGAGGUUCCAUCAGGUAAUUAUUUGUUAAUUGAUAGCCUUUACAAGCACUAACCUCGACACCUGGCAGAAAUAUUGGAAGUUUAUUCAAUAAAGAUAAUUUUUUUUAACACCAUGGCUUAAAUUACCAGUGAUUCAUAAGCGGAAUUGCAAGUGAGUAAUGUCAUUAAUUUUAAAUUCAGAUGGAUAGUUAUGAUUCAGAAGAUUCUGAUCCAGAUGAGGAUGAUGCAACCCCUGUUGCAGAUGAGGCACGUCAUGGCUGGAUUGGUGUCAUACACAUUCCUGUCUUGGAGUACUACAAUGUCCGUAGAGGCAGCUCUAAGUCCUGGUCUGUCUUGGAAAAGGUUUGAGCUCAACUGCUUUGUUUCAUACGAGGGAUGCAUGCUGUACCAACCAAUAGCCUGAGAAAACAGCUGACAUUUGGCAACGCUACCACUAGUUUCCCCGCCAAAUGACAUCUGAGAAACGAGGGCAGAAAUUCCAUACUGAUGACAGGUCACUACCCAGACCUGGGUAAUGCUUCUGAUUGGUUGAAUCAAAUUUCCCACGCGGCACAACCAUUCAGAAGCACUACCCAGAUCUGGGUAGUGUCGUGUCAUCUGUAUGGAAUUUCUGCGCUCAUUUGUUAGAUGUCAUUUGGCGGGGAAACCAGUGCUGGGGUCACUAAAUGUCAGCUGUUUUCUCAGGCUAAUCAAACAAAAGAGUCCUUGUACUAUGCUAUUCUAUCACAAUGUUUUAGAUUUCCAAAUUAAUGUUGUGCACUUUCUAGACGUUGUAUUUACAGACUGUUACUAGAAUUGUUGCCCCGCAGGAAAUUACAUGUUAACUUCAUAUUUUCCAGUUAGAUGACAACUUUUCUCUAUUGAAGGAUAAAAAAAUGAAUAUAACAGCUGCUCUCAGUUGUGACACCAUAUAGAUUCACACUCUCUUUCAAGGGUGUAAUUUUUAUUGAUCCUUGAAAUAAAAUCAGUGCAGAUCAAUUUCUUUAUCACUUUAAUUUUGACCUUCCCAUUAAUACAAAUUUUUGUUUCAUUAUUUUUAAGGUGAAGAAGGCAAUGUUCCUUGGUGCCUCAGCUAUAAUUAUUAUCACAUUGAAUCAGAGGGUGUUAAGAAAGGUAGGGUAUGGAAAUACCCAUGAUAAUCUCAGUUCUACAAAGUUCCUAUCCCUACUCCAGAAACUUGGGUGCAACCUUUCAUUGCAGCCAUUUCUGGGAUUGUUUGGGUGGACAUUAGCAAUAGCUAUGAUUGGUCAAUGGUGCUCAAGGCAGCCAUUAACCAAUCAACAGUAAUGCUUGUCCACCCAAACGAUCUCAGAAGUCAUUACACUGAAAGCUUGUAAAUUUCCCUUAUAGUUUCUGGAGUGGGGAAUUGUAGCACUCUUCAGUCGAAGCCUUAAUUCUGGUGCUUUUCAGGGAUAAUGAAACAAAUGAUUUUUAAAUGGAACAUACAUGUAGCAUGGUUAAAAAUUCCAACUGGUAGGAGGUGAACCUGUUGGCUAUUUUACAAGGAUGGCCGAAGACUACAGAAUGGUCAGGGUAGGACUUGAACUUGGGGCCUCUGAAGUAUAAGUCUAGCGCUCUAACCAUGCCACAUGACCUGCAUGCUGCCUCCAUAAACUUUGUUAUCUACUAGUGCAACUCUUAUAACUUCAAAAUUGUCUUGAGCAAAGUAACAAAUUGCCGUUAAGGAUAAGAAAAUCACAAAUUUCUGUUUCAAUGGUUUUAGGGUUACCGGGUAACAACAUGAUAGCCAAUCCCUCCCACAUAAUCUGUGAGAUUAACCCUGUUGAAACUCCUCAGUUAUCUUGCAUCUCUUGUUUAUCACCAGCUGGACCUUGCUCAAAUGUUUCCAAGGCCCAUAGUAACUGUUAAUGGAACAAGAAAUGUUUCUAAAUUAAUGGCUGCUCUUCAAAGGCAAGUGCUCUGUACAAAUUUCAGAUUUUUAAUUCAAACAGUCUGUCAUGAUUUACUAAUAAGAAAUUUUGCAUCAAAUCCGCAAAAUAACAUCCUCCUCGAUCUACACAAUUCUUCAGAUUGCACUCAGCCUCAUCCAAUAAUCAAGUCCAGUUAUAAGUCCAAAAUCGUGCAUCUUGCUUUGGAAUGCAAAAAGAAAUAAAUUGUGCCUUGUUAUGAUAUUAUUUUGUAUUGUGUGUAGAUAAAUAAAGUAAAACCUGCAUGUUAGAACCCAGUGGUUUUAAAGAAACCUACUGGCCGAAAUUUGUCACUUAAAUACAAUAAUUAUAUGUAACCAAACAUAUUAGAACCUGUGAAGCCAAGCAAGAUCACACAGGUUCUUGUAUGUGGCUUACAGCCAAAUCUAAGGAGUUUGACUUUGAGAUUGCAAAUUUAUACAACAAGAAUUUUUAUGCUGUACCAAACUGUAAUGCGAAUACCAUACACUGUAAAUGUAAUAAUUACAGUACUGUUACAUAACAGUAAUUCCCGACCUACAACAAAAACAAGUUUAUAUAAAGUAUAGACUGUACUAAUGUCUUGAUGAAUAUUGUGUAAAGAUUUGCAAUGUACAGUUGUGAAUAAUACUUAAAGACCAAACUCAAGUUCAUGUAUUUCACUGGUAGUUAACAGCUACAUCUCUCAUUUAUAAAAUAAGUAAUUAAAGCUAAUAAAUUUUAAGAAACUGCUUAGCCUAUUAAAAUUGCUAAUAACUGCCUCAAAAUCUAAGAACUCUUUUUCUGCUAGACUUAAAAAAGAUAAUGUAGGUUCUUACACGUGGGAUUUUGCCGUAAUUGAGAUUUUUCAUACAAUGUUAUUUUGCUAAUUAUCUCAACAAGUUAUCGUAAUCCUUUUUCUUUUGUCUGUAUAAUCUUAGAUGUUCAAGAGACAGUUCUUGUAUUUAUUUUCAAGUUACUAAGUGUGAAUUGUCACAAAGCGGGAAAGAGUACAACUCUAACCAAGUUGACGUAAUGCAAGAAAGAUUGCUUUCGGCACAAUUUCACUAUAAAUACCAUUUACCAUAAAAAAUAUCAAUAUUAAUUUUUAACACGUAAACUAUCUGUCUAUUUGUAGAGGAAAGCAGAAGCUUAGAGGGAUAGUGUCUUAUAACUCUUCUCUAGUUGAACUGAAGGUAAGUCUGUUAGCAAAAUAUCUGUUCGGAAGACGAUUUGAGAUCUAGAAUUUUCAGAACAUUUAUUGUAAAAUUUCUUGCUUGCCGGCCUCUCCUAGGAUUUUCGAACAUCUAAAAAAGGGUAUAAUUUAUGGAAUGCCGUUUGUAUCAAAAAUACUUCUUACCAUAUAUAAACCUUUACAUUAAAUAUAUAAAACAUUUUGCUUUAUGAAUAAAACUUCUUAAUUUUAGUCUUAAGGUUACAGUGCACAAUUAAAACUUGUUACAAAAUAUACAAAACUUGUUGAAAAAUAUAAAACUUUUCACGAUAUAUAAAACUUGUCAAUAUAUAUAAAACUUGUCACGCAAUCCUGGGUUGGUUCGCAGUCUCUUUUUUAGUCCUCAAUUUUACGUGCAUUUUGCGCGAUGAAUUCAAACGAUUUAUUGAAGAACUUCCCUACGAAGAGUUGAGGCAAAGUAUUUUUACUGAAGAAUUAGAAGUUGCGGAUCGGUUACUUGCCCUUUCAGAAAGGAUUUGCCGCCAAUUUGUGUUUUUCCUUCGCAUCUUUGAGUCUCUGAACUGCGAUAUCAGUGAGGACAUAACUGAGCUGAUCAAACAACUCCUUAAAUUGUACGAAGGUCUAACUAGAGAGCGCGUAAAUUGGCUUGAGGAAGGCCGUGAUGACAAUAGUUUUCGAUGCCAACCCGAACCCGUCGACGAAGGCAAUGCAAGGUCAAGAGGAAGGCCGCAGUAAACACAAAUUCGUGCCAAAUCCUUUCUGAAAGGGCAAGUAACCGAUCCGCAACUUCUAAUUCUUCUGUAAAAAUACUUUGCCUCAACUCUUCGUAGGGAAGUUCUUCAAUAAAUCGUUUGAAUUCAUCGCGCAAAAUGCAUGUAAAAUGGGGGACUAAAACCCUUUGCCAAGCAACCGCCCCUGCACCUUUCAGGAUUGCGUGACAAGUUUUAUAUAUAUUGACAAGUUUUAUAUAUCGUGAAAAGUUUUAUAUUUUUCAGCAAGUUUUAUAUAUUUUGUAACAAGUUUUAAUUGUGCACUAUAACCUUAAGACUAAACUUAAGAAGUUUUAUUCAUAAAGCAAAAUGUUUUAUACAUUUAAUGUAAAGGUUUAUAUGUGGUAAGAAGUAUUUUUGAUACAAACGGCAUUCCAUAAUAAUUACCCAUUUUUAACGGAUUUUUACCCGAAAAAGGUCAGCUGGAAUUUUCGGGAGCCUUUUUUUCUGGCUGAAAUUUUCGCAAAGGUAAGUUUUGAUUCCUGUAAUUUUUGGAUCACUAGACUUUCACCUAGGAAAUCCGAACAGAUGAAAAAUUUUUAGGGGAUAAAACUAUGCCUGUAUCUAGCGUUAAAAUACUAAAAUACGUUUAACAAUGCGAUGUUCAAGUCGUUUUGAACCAUAUUCCCGUUGGUUGCCCCUGACCUAUUGGCUAAAACACGUCAUGGAAUCGUUUACGAUUUUUACUUCUUCGACCAUCGUUGAUCACAUUACUAUACUACUUUCCGCAACAAGACUUUGCAAAAUGACUGGGUAUAACUUGCUGUUACAUCUGAGGUACAGAAAUAGCUUCGAAAUAAAGAAACAGAAACAAAAUAUUGUUCAUGCACAAAAAUGUUUUACGUUGCCCGUGAGUUUUACAGGUUCUAACACCGUGGAUGAGCCAAAUUUUCGUCGGCAAAAUAAUCUAAUGUUGCAGAAAAAGGUGUCUGGCGUAGACAAGGUUGUAAAUUUCAAGAACUUUUCAGGACCUAAUACAGAAAUCAAAUAUUUUUCAGGGACCUAAACCGAAUUCAAGGAAUUUUUCUAGACGACUAGUAAAAUUCAAGGCCUUUUCAAGAUAGUAUGAACCAUGCAUCACGGUCAAGAACAAUAACUAAAUUGUGCAUGGGGAUGAUCGGUACGGUAGAACCUCGCUAACUCGAACUCGGAUUUCCCCGCAAACACGAACUACAUCUGCUUUCUCUUGAUCAAAAUUUCACUGAAAUUUACCCUGAUAACUCGACUUCUUCGCUAACUUGAACUGUUUUUCGUUUCCCUUCAGAGUUCGUGUUACCGGGGUUCCUGGGUUCUACUGUAUUUUAAACCAUGCACUUUUUGCUAGUGGCCAGAGCCAUGAAGCCUUUUGUUCUUUAAGCUCUCUUUUACCAACGGGAUAAAUCUUGUUACAAUGUUUUAAACUAAGUUAAAAAUAGCGGAUUAUCCUGUGGAGUCGAUUGUUAUACAACAUUGUUAUUUCUUCUAGUUACUAUCCACACUAACUUUUUGGGCGACCUGUGGACGGCCCAGUGGAUGGGAAGGAGUGGUCUGUCUUGGAAAUCCUGAAAAAGGCACCGAGGUAAUUAAUUAAUAUGUCCUAAGUAAUCACCAAGGGGUCGUUCAUUAUCAGCAUAUCUGCGACUUUUGUUCCCCUGUAGGUCAGUGACUCCACGCACAUCAGACCUACUAUUUAUUGUCACAUACACGAAGACCCCUCUUCAAACCCAAACGCGCUUGCCCUUGUGCGCAAUAUUUUUUACAUCUUUUUGACGUUUUUUUCACUUUUUAUCUAAAUUUACAUAUUCACUACUCACGCUGAAAACAAAAAUGAAAACUUCGCCUUUACACCUUCACAGCCACUGAAUAGUCAAUUGGAUUUCAUUUUUUUGUAUACGUUUUAAUAUGUGAUAACUGAGUUAUAAUUUUUGAACACAAGGCCGAGGAGUGAGGACAUUAUCCUAUCCUAGUGAACAAAUGUAAUUAUCAAACCAAGUACCGGUAUUUCUUUUAUGCGACGUGCUACCUUGUAGAUUUUUUGACAAAAAUAGAAAUUGCCACAAAGUAAGAAGACUUGUUUAUAAGUUGUCUCGGGUGUAGUGCAGACGGCAUUGUAAUAUGACUUUUUAUUUUUAUGCGGCACAUGUAGGAAGUCAACUCUCAGUUCUUUGGAUCUUCAGCGUUCUUUGCGUCAGUGCUGUUUUGUCUUUUGGUACUCAAGGUACGUUACAAAGAGAACCCUGUUUAAGCCACAUCCUCUCCAGCCUAUCACCGGCUCUCAGAGCCUUGAAGAGGCUACACCCUUUUCAGACCAUCAGUUCGUAAGUUAAUAGAAAUAUGCGUCUCGUAGAGAGUUAAUAUACAGAUAUAGAAACACGUGAAAUUGUAGCUCAUGAAUCAACUCUGGUUUGCAGCCAGGCAACAGCAAAAUAAUCGAAAUGUUGAAGUAGCUUCACUCUCUAAUGUUUCUGUAAGAACAGUUCAAGUUGGGUCUCACUCUUUAUGACCUACAAUUUCAUUAGACUUGCUUCUAUAUUGUCGUAGUUCUUUUGUUCCAGGGUUGGGUUCCACUUUUAACUUUGUUUUCUGUUCUCCCAACCAAUUGUGUGAUGCCUUGCACUAGCUGCAACAUCAGCCUAUGAACAGUGAUUAUAGCAAAACAUUUGCUUGCCCGGGCCGGAAGCCCACAACCAAGAUUUGCUUGUUUUGACAUGAUGCUAAAUUGCAUUUAAGUGAAAGACGAUAGUGAAAUGUAGGACUAUUGACUAGUAAAAGCCCCGUGGAUGAAAGUUUAAAGCAAAAGGCACACUAGCGGUUUCCUUAGCUUUUCUUUUAUCUGCAUUUUUGCGUUACGUCAUUUUUUUCAUAUCUUUACAGACCCAGCUCAGCCAACUUUUUCACAACUAUUGGAUUUCGAAAAAAGAGGUAUGAGUUUCCAUCUGCCUUUUUCGUUCAGAUCAUCAUUAAACCAUCACGGCAUAUCCUAACGCUACGAAAACAUCCGAGAGCCAGACUUAAGUAUUUUUCUUGAAUGUUGAUCCGCCGCACACCUCGGAGGGAACAGCGCGAAAUUUCCGCGAGACCGUAAAAAACUGAUAUUUCUCUCUAUCUCACGGUAAAACUCAGAUCUCAUGAAAAAUUCACCGCACAAUAAGUAUUGGGAACGGCUGAAGUAACUGCUUCGCAAUGGGCUUGUUUCCUGACGUGUUAGGCGGACUAAAAAAGUUUUUUUUUGAACAACAGAAUAAAAUGAUAUGAUGUAGGACUUGAAAGACAAAACUUGCUUAAACUCGUUAAGCGACACAUUCAAUACGAUGAAUUCAAUAGACGAUCUCUGUCUUGAAAAUUCUUGGAGGAAACCUUUUGGAUAAAGCUCACGCAUCUCAGAGACUUCGGCUAUGUUUUACUUUUUAGCAAAUGCUGAGGCAAGAGGCGGCACAAGCAAUAGCGAAACUUAAGAUAAGAAAAUACAGGCGAGUUAUGAAAGACUCUCAGCCGUCCUGCUCUACUGCAAGCUCAAAACGACGGGAAAGGAGAGACGUUGAAGUUUGUGCAGUUUGUCUUGAUGAAUUCUAUAAUAACCAGGUAUGCAGAAUUAUAUUGAACUGUAUAACAAUGUAACAACUCUGUAGAACUCAGACGAUCGUAAUGAAACAGGCAUCUUGCUACGUCUCGUUGAAAUCUCAAAUUUCCGUUAUGUUUAGUUUAUAACAUUUGAUAAGUGAAUGUUCUAUUUAAAGAGUCUCGGACUCCCUCCUAGAAUAAGAUAUAUUAGAUAUAUUUUUAAGUUAAAUAAGUUUCUUUUUUAUGUUGCUCUGGAAACUCAACAAGUCGUGUGAAAAUGAACCCAUGUGUGCAUGUAUCUAUUUUCCCGAACCUGAAUACUGUUUUUUUAUAUUGUGACUUGUUUUAGUGAUAUCCGUUCGAAAUGUCUUUCUCGUUCAAAAUAGGAUUAUAAGCGAGGAAUAUUUUAAUACCAUGUCAAAGUUAUCCUUGCCCAAUGCCAUAUGGCUCAGUCCUAGUGCCGGAUAAUUGUUCGAAAUGCGGAAGGUUUUAGAUUGAUCUGAUCAAAUUUGCCCUUGCCCAAUGCCAUGUGGCUCAGUCCUAGUAAUCGCUCGAAAUACCUUUCUCUUCCAUUGACCAACCUUGAAUGACUAGCCAGGGAUAUUUUACUUCCUUUUAUCUAUGUUCAAUCCCCAAAUGCUGUUUUUCGUGGUCAAUUGUUCAUUUUAAGCCACGGCUGUCAAACCUUAUUCCUACCUGGCUAUCGAUUAAAUAAAGAGCAAACAGUAAAACUGACAAGGUUACCUUACAUACCUCGUUGCAGUUGGUACGGACUUUGUCAUGUGCACACGAGUUCCAUUGUGAGUGUGUUGAUCGAUGGCUUCUGGCGAAAAGGACUUGUCCAUUGUGUAAAGGAAACAUUAUAGGUCAGUUACAGUAAACAAGCAUUACAGUUAAACCUGUGUUAAUUGUUCACUAUCACGCUCCGUCUAGUUUUUGUAUACUAUUGUAUUAAUUUCCGGCACUAUUCAUGAGUCGAUCAACUUGUAUUAAGCGACCUUCAGUUGGCCAUUCCGCCAGCCAGUGUCCGCUUCAUAAAGGAAUGACUAUACUGUGUGCAUCGACUUGAACCGCAUUCCUUACAUACAUUAAGUCUUAUCAUUUAUGAGGCAAGUUGCUGAAAUGAUUUCUUUACAAUAUUAAAAAAUUAUAAAAAUUAACGAGAAAAUGGCAAGAAAGCCCAAAGAAACCAGGACGCUCGAGCAAUGUGGGCUUGCUCAACUAAAAUUAUUUCAAAGACACCAUAUAUAUCUGAAAAAGUGUCUUUACUAAGAGAGGAUUCGCGUAACUAUCGUUUUGAACAUAGCUAGUGGCCAUGUUUUGAAAUAACGAUUAACAACUUAAUAUAAAGGAACUUAAGCAAAGGCGUUUUUGAGCGAAGGAGAUCAACCGGGAGUGAGUCCUUUUCUCUUUUAAUAUGCCAUGAUGCUUCCAAAUUUGUGUUGUUAUUUAGUGUCUUAACUCUCAUAGAGACUACUUAACCCGAAAAUUUGGUGAAAGUCACGGCCGAAAACUACAAAGAGGCCACUUCGUUUGACGUGCGUCGCUCAAAAACGUCGUUGCUUAAAGUCCCUAAUAAUCCAUGGAUGGAUCGAUUUCACGGUUAGAACAACGAACCACAUUCUGCCAUAAAGGCGGUUCAACGAAUACGCUUCUCAUUAGUACAUUUUUUUGUCUUUUUAUUUACUCUCGUAUUUACUUUGCCUUCUUUCAGCAAGUCUUGCUAGUGAAAAAACAGGACCAAUCAAUCCAUGGGAGAGAUUUAAUAUGGGCGAGUCGUCAUUAGGAAAUGAAACAGUCCGAAGACGGCAAAGACCAUUUGAGGCAUUUACUUCAGCUAGUGAUAACCUAGUGACUCAUAUCAGCGGUAGGAAGAAACAGUGCUCACGGACAGGCUCAUAAGAUCUUUGACCGUUGAAUGUCAUCAAUGAAACUCAACUGAUUACUGACUGAAAGCAAUUCUCG